AUGGAGAGAAGGGCUUUGGCUUUGAAGACCAUGAUCAAGAAGCGUAGUCCUAAGACAGACAACCUGGACCCACGAAAGUGGGUGAGGCCAGAGACUAUGAGGGGCUUUGCAGACUUCAUGCUCCACAAACACUCGGACAAAGUGAAAGACAACAGCUUUGACAACAAAGAGAUGUUGCUUGAGGCAGAGAAGCAGUUUAUGGAAGCAGCAAAGAGGAAUGAUGUGGAAGCCAUGAAGAGGCUCAGAAAAGGCCUGAAUCCCAAUGCAAGGAAUGUGCACAAUAGGACUGCCCUUCACUUCGCAGUGGCGGGCAAAAACAUUGAGGCGGUUCAGCAUCUUCUGCAGCGCAGGGUCAAGGUGGAUCAAAAGGACAAGUAUGGCGUGGCACCCAUUCACCUAGCGGCCUGGUUUGGAAGUUUGGAAAUCCUGAAAUUAUUGGUGCAAGCUGGGGCUGAACAGAAGGUUGAAAACGAGGAGGGACUCAACAUAAUGCACUGUGCUGCCAUUAACAACCACACAGAAAUUUUGGAAUAUAUCAUUGAUGACCUGCAGAUGAAAGAACUGGACAAAGAUGACCAGUCAGGACACCAGCCGUUUGCACUGGCUGCAGAACACGGGUGCGUUGAAAUGUUGGAAAAACUGAUGGUACCCUAUAACAUGGCCACCAUGAAGCCAAAUAAGAGAGGGGACACGCCCCUCCACUUAGCUGCCAGGAACGGCCACUUGGACGCUGUCCAACUGCUGCUGCAGAGCUUUGGUACUCGGGAUGAAGUCAAUAUGGAUGAUGAGACAGCGUUGUAUCAGGCUGCAGACAGCGGCCAUGAGGAAUGUGUCCUGGCUCUGCUGGAGGCUGACUGCAACCCCAACAUCCUCACAGUGACCAAAUGCAGUGCUCUACACUCUGUGUCAGAGAGAGGAGACACUUCUCUGGUCAAACUCCUCUUACAGCACAAUGCCUACAUGGACCUUCAAAACCAGCACCUACAGACACCUCUCCACCUGGCAGUGAAAAACAGUCACAUUCCUGUCAUCCAUUAUCUUAUAGAGGCAGGCUGCAAUAUCAACAUUACAGAUAUGAGGUCCCAGACCAGCAUGCAUCUUGCUGCAGAGCUGGCCAGAGCUGACGUUGUAGAAAUGCUCCUUAAAUCUGAUAUGGACCUAACACUCCGAGACAGAGGUAAGACGGCUUUGGGUGUCGCAGCCAGAGCUAAUGAGGCGGUUAUUGUGGACAUGAUAAUCAAAGCAGAAAGAUAUUACGUCUGGAGAAAGGCCAACCCCGAGCUUAAUGAAAGUGUUCACAACGAGUAUCCACUUACCUUUAAACUUGACCAUCGCUCUGAGACCAAGCAACUCUGUUCGAUGGUGUGGCGCCUGGCAUACGAGCUGCUGAGAGCAGGAGACUGGAAGAGAUUGGCAGAACACUGGGGCUUCACUCAAGAGCAGGUGUCUGCCAUCGAGGAGCAGUGGACAGGUGAGCACAGCUAUAAAGAGCAUGGGAACAGGAUGCUGCUGAUCUGGAUCCACGGGGAGGAGCUGGCUCAGAGAUCUCCUGCUAAAGAACUGCACCAGGGCCUAAUUGUCACUGGGAACAGGAAAGCUGCAGAUAAGAUUCGGACAGAAGCAGAAAGUAGCAGA
Molecule: messenger RNA, 1635 nt
Organism: Menidia menidia (Atlantic silverside)
Lineage: Eukaryota; Metazoa; Chordata; Actinopteri; Atheriniformes; Atherinopsidae
Source: the annotation of a GenBank genome assembly